Messenger RNA from Chaetura pelagica (chimney swift), 4635 nucleotides. RefSeq names its product transient receptor potential cation channel, subfamily M, member 2 (gene TRPM2). The transcript is spliced from 31 exons. NCBI's taxonomy places the organism in Eukaryota, Metazoa, Chordata, Aves, Apodiformes, Apodidae. Gene Ontology annotation, cellular component: membrane. Gene Ontology annotation, biological process: calcium ion transmembrane transport. The record is from RefSeq and is a predicted model, not a curated record. Gene Ontology annotation, molecular function: ligand-gated calcium channel activity. Bases 1 to 4635 code for a protein of 1544 amino acids.
AUGGCUGCCCGAGGCCGGCGCCCCAAGGUGCUCCCCUCCAAGCUGAACAAGGUGUGCCCCGAGAGGGGAGACGGCUCUGCCACGCACCCCAAGAAGAUGAGUGACUUCGAGGUGGUCCCUAACCUCCAUCAGAGCAGCAGCAGUGUCUCGAGGAGCAGGAGGAAGGCACAUUUCCCCACUGGCAGCAACGAAAAGGAAAACCUCAUCUCAUGGAUUCCUGAAAACAUCCGGAAGAAGGAGUGCACCUACUUUGUUGAAAGCUCCCAGACCUCAGACUCCGGGAGGGUCGUGUGCCAGUGUGGCUACCUCAGGGAACAGCACCUGGAAGAUGCUGCCAAACCUCCCAUCUUCCUUGGAAAGGAAUGGGAUCCCAGCAGGCACAUCCAGGAAAUGCCAACAGAUGCCUUUGGUGACAUCCACUUCACAGGCCUGGGACAGAAGAUGGGGAAGUACGUGCGUGUCUCCUCAGAUACCCCCCCCCGGGUCAUCUACCACCUCAUGACACAGCACUGGGGCCUUGAUGCCCCCAACCUGCUCAUCUCUGUCACUGGGGGAGCCAAAAACUUCAGCAUGAAGCCAAGGCUGAAGAACAUCUUCCGGCAAGGGCUGGUCAAAGUGGCCCAGACCACUGGGGCCUGGAUCAUCACGGGGGGGUCCCACACGGGUGUGAUGAAGCAGGUGGGGGAGGCGGUGCGAGACUUCGUCCUCAGCUGCAGCCACAGAGAGGGCGACAUCGUCACCAUCGGCAUCGCCACCUGGGGGACCGUCUACAACCGGGAGAGCCUCGUCUGCCCCCUGGGUGGCUUUCCAGCUGAGUACGUGCUGGAUGAGGAGAACCAAGGCAGCCUGUCGUGCCUGGACAGCAACCACUCCCACUUCAUCCUGGUGGAUGAUGGGACCCACGGGAAGUAUGGGGUGGAAAUCCCCCUGAGGACCAGGCUGGAGAAGUUCAUUUCUGAGCAGACCAAGGUGAAAGGAGGCGUGGCCAUCAAGAUCCCCAUCGUGUGCGUGGUGCUGGAAGGAGGCCCUGGGACCCUUGAUACCAUCUACAAUGCCAUCACCAACGGGACCCCCUGUGUGAUUGUGGAAGGGUCUGGGCGUGUGGCUGAUGUCAUUGCUCAGGUGGCCAGCCUGCCCGUGCCCAGCAUCACUGUUGCCUUGAUCCAGAAGAAGCUCAGCAUCUUCUUCCACGACACCUACGAUCUCUUCACUGAGGCCAAGCUGGUGGAGUGGACCAAGAAGAUCCAAGACAUUGUGAGGUGCCAGGAGCUCCUGACCAUUUUCAGAGAGGGCAAAUGCGGCCAGCAGGAUGUGGACGUGGCCAUUCUCCAGGCUCUGUUCAAAGCAUCCCAGAACCAGGACCAUUUUGGCCGUGAGAACUGGGACCACCAGCUGAAGUUAGCUGUGGCCUGGAACAGGGUGGACAUUGCUCGGAGUGAGAUCUUCACUGAUGACCAUGAGUGGAAGCCCACAGAUCUCCACCCUGUGAUGGCAGCUGCCCUGAUCUCCAACAAGCCAGAGUUUGUGCAGCUGUUCCUGGAGCAGGGAGUGCGUCUCAAGGACUUUGUCACCUGGGACACCCUGGGCUACCUCUACGACAAUGUGGCCCCGUCCUGCCUGUUCCACAGCAAGCUCCAGAAGGUCCUGCUGGAGGAGAGAGAGCACACAGCUGGCUCCAAAAUGCCAAGGGUCCAACUGCACCAUGUCUCCCAGGUGCUGCGGGAGCUCCUGGGCCCCUCCACGCAGCCUCUCUACCCCAAGCCCAAGCACACGGAACGGCCCCGACUCUCCGUCCCCAUCCCACACAUCAAGCUGAACGUUCAGGGCUCAAGUCUCCGCUCCCUCUACAAGCGCCCUGCUGGCAGGGCCACCUUCACCACCGACCCCAUCCGGGACCUCCUCAUCUGGGCUGUGGUCCAGAACCGCAAGGAGCUGGCAGAGAUCAUCUGGGCCCAGAGCCAGGACUCGAUGGCAGCUGCCCUGGCCUGCAGCAAGAUCCUGAAGGAGCUGGCCAAGGAGGAGGAGGACACAGACACCAAGGAUGAGAUGCUGGCCUUGGCUGAGCAGUAUGAGCACAAGGCCAUGGGAGUGUUCACAGAUUGCUACCGCAAGGAUGAGGAGAGGGCACAGAAGCUCCUCACCCGUGUUUCUGAGGCCUGGGGGAAGACAACCUGCCUGCAGUUGGCACUGGAGGCCAAGAACAUGAAGUUUGUGUCCCAUGGGGGUGUCCAGGCCUUCCUGACCAAAGUCUGGUGGGGGAAGAUGUGUGUGGACAACGGGCUGUGGCGGGUGAUCGCCUGCAUGCUGUGCUUCCCGCUCCUCUACACCAGCCUCAUCACCUUCAGGUACUCCCUGCAGCCAGGGCAGGGGGUGCAGCAAGGCUGGCUGGGAGAAUCUGGGGUGGUUUCCUUCCCUGGGCAGCCAAGUCCCUCUUCCACUCCUGCUCCCUGCAGGGAGAAGAGGCUGCAGCCCACGGGCUGCCUGACGCGCCUCCGAGCCUUCUUCACCGCGCCCGUCGUCAUCUUCCACAUGAACAUCCUCUCUUACUUCACCUUCCUCCUCCUCUUCGCCUACGUCCUGAUGGUUGACUUCCAGCCCUUGCCAUCCUGGAGGGAGUAUCUCCUCUACUUCUGGCUCCUCUCCCUGGUGUGUGAGGAGAUCCGCCAGCUGUUGUAUGAUCCAGAUGGGUUUGGGAUGGUGAAAAUGGCUUCCCUGUACUUCAAGGACUUCUGGAAUAAGCUGGAUAUCUGUGCCAUCCUGGUCUUUAUCACAGGGUUGACUUGCAGGCUGAUCCCAUCCACCCUCUAUCCCGGGCGCAUCAUUUUGUCCCUGGCUUUUACCAUCUUCUGCCUGCGCCUGAUGCACAUCUUCACCGUCAGCAAGACCCUGGGGCCCAAGAUCAUCAUUGUGAAGCGCAUGAUGAAGGACGUUUUCUUCUUCCUCUUCCUGCUGGCGGUGUGGGUGGUGUCCUUUGGGGUUGCCAAGCAGGCCAUCCUGAUCCACAACGAGGAGCGUGUGGAGUGGCUGUUCCGUGGGGUGGUCUAUCACUCCUACCUGACCCUCUUUGGGCAGAUCCCCUCCUACAUCGACGGGGUCAACUUCAACAUCGACCAGUGUAGCCCCAAUGGGACCGACCCCUACAAGCCCAAGUGCCCAGAGACAAACGAGGACAGCAAGAAACCCAUCUUCCCAGAGUGGCUGACAGUCAUCUUACUGUGCCUGUACCUGCUCUUCACCAACAUCCUCCUCCUCAACCUCCUCAUCGCCAUGUUCAACUACACCUUUCAGCAGGUCCAGGAGCACACGGACCAGAUCUGGAAGUUCCAGAGGCACGACCUGAUCGAGGAGUACCACGGCCGCCCGCCCGCGCCGCCGCCCCUCAUCCUGCUCAACCACCUGCAGCUCCUGCUCCAGAGGUGCCUGCUCCGCACACCCACCACCCGCCCCAAACAGCUCAAAGAGAAGCUGGAGAAGAAUGAAGAAGCUGCCCUCCUCUCCUGGGAGAUGUACCUGAAGGAGAACUACCUGCAGCACCAGCAGUGCCAGGAGAAGCAGAACACGGAGCAGAAGAUCCGGGACAUCGCGCAGAGGGUUGACGUGCUGGCAGAGCUGCUGGACUUCGACCGGGUGAAGAAGACAGGGCUGUUGGAGCAGAGACUGGUCUCUCUUGAAGACCAGGUGCACCAGAGCACCCAGGCCCUGAGGUGGAUCAUGCAGGCGCUGCAGGGCAGUGGCUUUGGCUCAGGAGAGGACAUGCCAGCCGUGGGCUCCAGAAAAGCCUCGGAGACCAAGGAGGUUGAGCUGGAGGGGAAAGCUGAGGAGAGCCAGCCCUGCCACCAUGUGCUCGCCCGAACCCUCCUCUACCCCGGGUCUCGCACUCUCCGCUUCCCUGUGCCGGAUGAGAAGGUGCCCUGGGAGGUGGACUUCCCACUCUACGACCCUCCCACCUACUCAGCUGACCACCAGGACAUGGCUGUGCAAGACCCGUUCAGCCCCUCCUUGGAGUCUCUCCUGAAGAUCAACUACAACACCAUGGAUGGGCUGAUUGACAGGCAGAGCUUCCACGGCCUCUACACCGUGCAGGAUGGGCUGCCACUGAACCCCAUGGGCAGGACGGGGCUGAGAGGCCGGGGGAGACUUCACUGCUUUGGGCCCAACCAUGCCCUGCACCCUGUGGUGACCCGCUGGAGGAGGAAUUUGGAUGGGUCCAUCAUCAGGAAGAGCCUGAAGAAGAUGCUGGAAGUCCUAGUGGCCCAGUACCCGCUGUCGGAUGUCUGGGCUCUGCCUGGGGGGUGCCUGGAGCCCGGGGAGACGCUGCCGCUGAAGCUGAAGUGGAUCCUGCGCCGCGAGUUCUGGCCCCAGUUCCAGAACUUGCUGAAACAGGGCACUGAGAUACACAAGGGGUACCUCGAUGACCCCCGCAACACGGAUAAUGCCUGGGUGGAGACCGUGGCCAUCAAUGUGCACUUUGACCACCAGAACGACGUGGAAAUGAAGAGACUGAACUCGUUCCUCCAGGGCUGUGACCCAGAGCUGUGCAUCCGCUGGCAGGUGCUGGACAAGAGGAUCCCCCUGCACACCAACCACAAGAAGCUCCUGCAGAAGGUCUCAACCAUUCUUGGCACCUACUACUGA